UGUAUUUGCAGUGUGGAAAGCUUUGUACAAUGCAGAGUGGUUUCAACGAUGAUAGAGUACACCAAUAAUGUAAAUGCUAAGGACAAAAAUGGAUUAACCACCCUGAUGUACGCUCUUUCAUCAAAAGGAUGCGAUGAUGUCGUCAGAUUGCUUUUAGAAAAAGGGGCUGGUGUGAAUAUUCGAGAUCGGAAUGGUAUGAGUCCACUUAUGUAUGCAGUCAAUGGGUUAAGCUCAAAGUCUAUAGUAAAGUUGUUAAUAGAUAAAGGAGCGGAAUUAAAUGCUAAGGACAAUGAUGGCAAAACCGUGCUUCAGCAUUCCAUUGACCUUUGCUCUGCGGCCAUUGUGAAGUGCUUGUUGCAGGCAGGAGCGAGGGUAGAUGUUCCUGGCUAUGAUGGAUUGACAGCCUUGGCGUACACAGUACAAAGGUGCGAAGAAAAUACGGACGCUAUAGUGAAACUACUGACCAAAUAUAAAAGUAAUGUGAAUGCAAUAGACAGACAAAAUCGUACAUGUCUAAUGUUAGCUAUCGAAACGACAAAAGGGGUCCCUUCUAAUAGAAUGCCUCGAAUGUUCUACGUACUGCGAUACAUUAUAAAGGGGGCGGAUGUAUCACUGAGGGAUAAAGAUGGCCAAUCUGCAGCUGACAUUGCGAUGAAAUGUGGUCUCUCAUCAACAUUAAAAGACGUGAUAGAUCUCAGUACAGAUAAUACGAAUGACAAUC
Molecule: messenger RNA, 721 nt
Organism: Owenia fusiformis
Lineage: Eukaryota; Metazoa; Annelida; Polychaeta; Sabellida; Oweniidae
Source: the annotation of a GenBank genome assembly